This is a messenger RNA of Oldenlandia corymbosa var. corymbosa, 1935 nucleotides long. NCBI's taxonomy places the organism in Eukaryota, Viridiplantae, Streptophyta, Magnoliopsida, Gentianales, Rubiaceae. The record is from the annotation of a GenBank genome assembly.
AUGGCACAGGAAUCUCCAUCAUCUGAGCAGGAAAAGGAUGAUUCCGAUGUUGAGCCCGAAUUUGUCGAGGUUGAUCCUUCUGGUCGAUAUGGGCGGUACAAAGAAGUGUUGGGAAAAGGAGCUUUCAAGAAAGUAUAUAGAGCAUUUGAUGAAUUGGAAGGGAUUGAAGUGGCAUGGAAUCAGGUAAAAGUGUCUGAUCUUCUAAGAAAUUCUGAUGACAUGGAGCGUCUGUACUCAGAAGUUCAUUUGCUGCAAACCCUUAAGCACAAGAACAUUAUUAAGUUUUACAACUCGUGGAUUGAUUCUAAGCACGAGAACAUUAACUUCAUUACUGAGAUCUUCACAUCUGGGACGCUAAGACAGUACCGGAAAAAGCAUAAAAAUGUUGACUUGCGAGCAUUGAAGAAGUGGUCAAAGCAGAUAUUGGAGGGCCUUUUAUACCUUCAUAGUCACGAUCCUCCUGUUAUCCACCGGGAUUUGAAGUGUGACAAUAUAUUUGUCAAUGGCAAUCAAGGAGAGGUAAAAAUUGGUGACUUGGGACUUGCUGCAAUCUUACGUCAGGCGCGGUCUGCCCAUAGUGUCAUUGGCACUCCUGAAUUCAUGGCACCUGAGCUCUAUGAAGAAGAAUAUAAUGAACUUGUCGAUAUUUAUGCCUUUGGCAUGUGCUUGUUAGAGCUGGUGACGUUCGAGUAUCCAUAUGUUGAAUGUGCUAAUGCUGCUCAGAUAUUUAAGAAAGUCACAUCAGGAAUCAAGCCAGCAUCAUUAACAAAAGUAAAGGAUCCUGAAGUCAAACAAUUUAUAGAAAAGUGUAUUGCAAAAGUAUCUGAAAGGUUGUCCGCCAAGGAGCUACUGGUGGACCCUUUCCUUAGGUCAGAUGAGGAUCCUGGAAGUAUAAGUCGAUCCUUGCGCUCCGCUCCAGAUGGAAAUAGUCAUCAGAUUGAUGUUCCCAGGGAUCCCAUCCCUGAGGGAAGUCGAGAUUUCACUGUGCAGGGUCAAAGGAAAGAUCAGAAUACAAUAUUUCUUAAAUUAAGAAUUGCGGAUUCCACUGGUCAUAUACGGAAUAUUCACUUUCCAUUUGAUAUUGAGGUGGAUACAGCUGCUGCUGUUGCUAGUGAAAUGGUUGAAGAGUUGGACUUAACUGAUCAAGAUGUCUCAGCAAUAGCAGAAAUGAUCGAUGCAGAAAUCCGAUCAUAUAUUCCAGAUUGGGCACCCCUGCAAGAGCAUUCUAGCAGUUACAGUGGUGAUGCUUCAGUUUCUGAUAGCGGCACCUUAGAAACGCGGGAUGAUGCUUCCCCAUUAACAAAUGAUUGUGCUAGUUCUCCCAAUCUAGUUCUGGAACGACUGCCUUCAGGUCGUAAAUAUUGGUCUGAUUCGCCUAGAACAUUUGGUGGGAGCUCUCCCCUUGUGGGGCUUUCAAAUUUGUCACAUUCGGAGUCAGCAACUCCUAGAGACUGCUGGACUGAAGAAAAUGAACCCUCAUCUGAUAGUGACAAGUAUCAGAGUGGUUCCGAGGAUAUUGAGAAUGGGACUGGACUUGAGAAUAGUGCAAGACAAGAUGAUGUUACCAGACCCCAAGAUGCUCCAUCAGGCCAAAAUGGCCGCUCUGCACAUCCCUCCAAUGGGCCUACUCUGUUUGAUGAGAGAAACCAAGUUUACUUCAGGAAUUCUGCUGACAUGAGAAUGACCGUGGAGAAACUGGAGCACCUUCUGGUUGAACAAAAAAAGGAGUUGGAUGAACUCAGAAAGAAGCAUGAGUUUGCUGUCACCGAGCUUUUAAAGGACCUCUCUCCUGAAAUGCGUUGCAGAGUUCUUAGCAACUGUAACUUGAUAAUUACCGACGAUAAAUUGCAGUUCGAGACAUCUAGUGCUUAUGACAGUUGUAGAGAGUCAAUGUAUGAAAGCUGCAGAGAGUCUGUCGCCUCCAUGCCAUCAUAG